AUGCGGGCGGGCCGCGGCGCGGAGGCGGCGGGCGAGGAGGAGGCGGCGGCGGCGGCGGCGGGCGAGGCCGCGAAGCGCGGCGGGGCGGCGGGGCGGGCGCGGGGCCGCGGCAAGGGUUCGCCCAACGGCGAGUGCCGCCGCGGGGAGCCGCCGCGCAGCCCCGGCGCCGAGCCGCCCCGCGAGCCCAAGGUCUCCUUCUCCUGCGGCGGCGGCGGCGCGGCCAAGGGCGAGGAGGGCGCGGGCGAGGAGGGCGGCGAGGAGGCCCGCGGCAGCCAGGCCAGCUUCAUGCAGCGGCAGUUCGGGGCCAUGCUGCAGCCUGGCGUCAACAAGUUCUCGCUGCGGAUGUUCGGCUCGCAGAAGGCGGUGGAGCGGGAGCAGGAGCGCGUCAAGUCAGCCGGGGCCUGGAUCAUCCAUCCCUACAGCGACUUCAGGUUUUACUGGGACUUCACGAUGCUGCUCUUCAUGGUGGGCAACCUGAUCAUCAUUCCUGUGGGCAUCACAUUCUUCAAGGAGGAGACCACAGCACCGUGGAUCGUGUUCAAUGUGGUCUCCGACACCUUCUUCCUCAUGGAUCUGGUGCUGAACUUCCGGACGGGGAUUGUCAUUGAGGACAACACGGAGAUAAUCCUGGACCCUGAGAGGAUCAAGAAGAAGUACCUUAAGACCUGGUUUGUGGUGGACUUUGUCUCCUCCAUCCCUGUGGACUAUGUCUUCCUCAUUGUGGAGAAGGGCAUAGACUCAGAGGUGUACAAAACGGCCCGUGCCCUCCGCAUUGUCCGCUUCACCAAGAUCCUCAGCCUCCUGCGGCUUCUCCGCCUCUCCCGGCUCAUCCGCUACAUUCACCAGUGGGAGGAGAUUUUCCACAUGACCUAUGACCUGGCCAGCGCGGUGAUGAGGAUCAUCAACCUCAUCGGCAUGAUGCUGCUGCUGUGCCACUGGGAUGGCUGCCUCCAGUUCCUGGUGCCCAUGCUGCAGGAUUUCCCCCAGAACUGCUGGGUCUCCAUCAACGGGAUGGUGAACGACUCGUGGAGUGAGCUGUACUCCUUUGCCCUCUUCAAGUCAAUGAGCCAUAUGCUCUGCAUUGGCUACGGGAAGCAGGCACCCGAGAGCAUGACGGAUAUCUGGCUCACAAUGCUGAGCAUGAUCGUGGGGGCCACCUGCUACGCCAUGUUCAUUGGCCAUGCGACAGCACUCAUCCAGUCGCUGGACUCCUCCCGGCGCCAGUACCAGGAGAAGUAUAAGCAAGUGGAGCAGUACAUGUCCUUCCACAAGCUGCCUGCCGACUUCCGGCAGAAGAUCCACGACUACUACGAGCACCGCUACCAGGGCAAGAUGUUUGAUGAGGACAGCAUCCUGGGGGAGCUCAAUGAGCCCCUGCGUGAGGAAAUUGUGAACUUCAACUGCCGCAAGCUGGUGGCCUCGAUGCCACUGUUUGCCAAUGCAGACCCCAACUUCGUCACAGCAAUGCUCACCAAGCUGAAGUUCGAGGUGUUCCAGCCAGGCGACUACAUCAUCCGUGAGGGCACCAUUGGCAAGAAGAUGUACUUCAUCCAGCAUGGGGUGGUCAGCAUCCUCACCAAGGGCAACAAAGAGAUGAAACUCUCCGAUGGCUCCUACUUUGGAGAAAUCUGCCUGCUGACCCGUGGCCGGCGCACAGCCAGUGUCCGAGCAGACACCUACUGCCGCCUCUACUCACUCUCCGUGGACAACUUCAACGAGGUGCUGGAGGAGUACCCCAUGAUGAGACGAGCCUUUGAGACUGUGGCCAUUGACCGCCUCGACCGCAUCGGGAAGAAGAACUCAAUCCUGCUCCACAAAGUGCAGCACGAUCUCAACUCAGGCGUCUUCAACAACCAGGAGAAUGAGAUCAUCCAGGAGAUCGUCAAGUAUGACCGGGAGAUGGUGCAGCAGGCAGAGCUGCAGCAGCACACGGCCAUGUACAGCCCUGUACAGCCCCAGGUCACCUCUGCCAUCGCCACCCUCCAGCAAGCUGUUGCCAUGAGCUUCUGCCCGCAGAUGGCGAGCCCACUGGUGGGCUCCAUGGCCCUGGGCUCGCCCCGCAUGAUGCGCCGCUUGCAGUAUGCCCAGGCGGUGCCCAGUCCUUUCGCCAUCUCCCCGGUCUUGCUGCAGCAGAGCCCCACACAGCAGGCGCCGCCCCCCAUGCCACAUGCGAACCCAUCACCCUCGCAGGACCAGGCGCAGCCCUCAACCCUGCCCACCUCCACCAGCACCUUCGCCUCAGCCGCACCCAGCCCACCAUCCCAAAGCCCCCUGGCCAGCCGGACGUUCGUCUACGGAAGCGCCAAGGGCCAGCUUGGCUCCCAGCUCUCCCUGAGCCAGCAGCAAGCACCAGGCUCGCCGCAGAGGCUGGCUGUCCACAAAAGCACGCAGGCCCUGCACACCAGCAGCCUCAGCCAGGAUUCGCGGCCCCUGUCUGCUUCACAGCCCUCCCUGCCCCACGGGUUGUCGGCAAGCACUACCCAGAGCCCUCCGUCUUCGGCGCGUGAGUCCUCCACCUCCAUUGGGGGAGGUCAAGCUGCAGCCUCACCGGGCUCUGGCUCCCAGACGGGGCUUCGGGGCCAGAUGCCCUCGCGGGUGGCUCUGUCCCACCAGGCAUCCACAGCCUCCGUGUACUCGGGGCCGCCCACCCUGCAGCAGGACUCGGCGGCAGCCCGCAAGGAUUCAGUAGGCAGCACACCUGACACGGACCCAGCGAAAUCCAGGCUGUCUUCCAACUUGUGACCUUUGCUUCGUGCCAGCCAAGCAGGGCCAGGUGGAGGGAGGAGAGCGCUGGACGCGGAGGUUCAUGGAGGUGGCAGCAAGUCAUAGCUCACCUCCGACUCCCUCCCCGCCACACAUUUCCAGCUGGGGUAGCACAGCACAAGGCUGCCUCUCCCUUGCCGUGGCUCCAGUCCCUGCUUCUUCCCAUCUUCACCAGACACUGCAGAUCAAGGGCAGCUACGGGGGAGCCUGUGGGGUGGGGACAGGCUCCCAAAUGUGAGGGCGAUGGCUGGGCCGAGCAUCCUGGCUGCAUUGCCACCAACCAAAGUCUGUCCUGUCUCCUGCUUUCCAUGGCAAAGCCCUAUUGCCCCCCCUGCCCUGACUACACCACAGAAGCCACAGCUGCAUCACCUUGUGAUCAACUUUGUUUAGGAUAUAUAGGCCCUGAACACAUAUAUGUGUGCAUCUGCAGGACACCCCCUUGGGGUUUUAGGCACAUGCAAGUGCUACAGCCCUGCAGCAAGCUGGCAGCCCUUGGUGCGUGUGUCCCUGCCUCCUCCCCCUCCCAGGAGCAUCACGGCAAAGGGUGAUGGUCAAGGACUUGGAGGUAAGUUGUGGGGGCUGAGGGAAUGCUGCCUUGGGAAGGUUAGUAAGUGCGUGCACGCAGUGUCCUGUCUCAGCUGGCCCCACAGGGACUGGGGGUUGAAUUCCGCUAGACUUCCCCAUAAGCUUACUUUUAAUCUGGGUCCCUGCAGUCCCUGUAAGUGACUGUAUGAGGGGAGAUGACAGAUGAAAAAUAAUUAUUUAGAAAUGUCGCAUUAGGACAAAACCCAGACACUAGAGCUUGGGGUGUGGGGGGGACCCCAGCACCAGGGACAGACUCAGGAGCAGUCACUAUGGUUUAGGGUGCCAGCCUGUCCUGGCUUUAAGGCUUUGGGAAGGCAUGCACUGUGUGUGCAUGUGCAAGCAUGUCUGGGUGCAUGUGUGCACACAUACAGAUACGUGUGUGCAUGUGUAUGCCUCAAUGCCUAGCACUCUUGAGCCUUUUGUGUUGAAUGUAUGCAGCGACCUACCAACACGGGGCAGUGGCCAUGUGCCAGCCCAGCUCAGUGUAGCUGUGGAGCCAGCAGGACAGGGCCCUGCUCCAAGAAGCUACCUUUCCAUCCAGCCCAUCCUGUGCAAUAAACGUCAGCGACUGACAGUGCUACACGA
This is a messenger RNA of Rhea pennata, 3933 nucleotides long. RefSeq names its product hyperpolarization activated cyclic nucleotide gated potassium and sodium channel 2 (gene HCN2). Gene Ontology annotation, molecular function: voltage-gated potassium channel activity. The transcript has 8 exons. The record is from RefSeq and is a predicted model, not a curated record. Gene Ontology annotation, cellular component: dendrite; membrane; axon. The coding region runs from base 1 to 2742 and encodes 913 amino acids. Gene Ontology annotation, biological process: sodium ion transmembrane transport; potassium ion transmembrane transport; regulation of membrane depolarization. NCBI's taxonomy places the organism in Eukaryota, Metazoa, Chordata, Aves, Rheiformes, Rheidae.